Messenger RNA from Acanthosepion pharaonis, 729 nucleotides. The record is from the annotation of a GenBank genome assembly. Lineage: Eukaryota; Metazoa; Mollusca; Cephalopoda; Sepiida; Sepiidae.
AUGUUGCAUUCUUAUCAAGAAGCUGGCCAUAGGCGCCAAAUCGAGUCUAUGUUGCAUUCUUAUCAAGAAGCUGGCCAUAGGCGCCAAAUCGAUUCUAUGUUGCAUUCUUAUCAAGAAGCUGGCCAUAGGCGCCAAAUCGAUUCUAUGUUGCAUUCUUAUCAAGAAGCUGGCCAUUGGCCCCAAAUCGAGUCUAUGAUGCAUUCUUAUCAAGAAGCUGGGCCAAAUCGAUUCUAUGUUGCAUUCUUAUCAAAUCAAAUCGAUUCUAUGAUGCAUUCUUAUCAAGAAGCUGGCCAUAGGCGCCAAAUCGAUUCUAUGUUGCAUUCUUAUCAAGAAGCUGGCCAUUGGCCCCAAAUCGAGUCUAUGUUGCAUUCUUAUCAAGAAGCUGGCCAUAGGCGCCAAAUCGAUUCUAUGUUGCAUUCUUAUCAAGAAGCUGGCCAUUGGCGCCAAAUCGAUUCUAUGUUGCAUUCUUAUCAAGAAGCUGGCCAUAGGCGCCAAAUCGAUUCUAUGUUGCAUUCUUAUCAAGAAGCUGGCCAUAGGCGCCAAAUCGAUUCUAUGUUGCAUUCUUAUCAGAAGCUGGCCAUAGGCGCCAAAUCGAGUCUAUGUUGCAUUCUUAUCAAGAAGCUGGCCAUAGGCGCCAAAUUCAAAUCGAUUCUAUGUUGCAUUCUUAUCAAGAAGCUGGCCAUAGGCGCCAAAUCGAUUCUAUGUUGCAUUCUGAUCAAGAGAAGCUAG